Messenger RNA from Penicillium pulvis, 1563 nucleotides. RefSeq lists its product as uncharacterized. Gene Ontology annotation, biological process: transmembrane transport. The transcript has 5 exons. The record is from RefSeq and is a predicted model, not a curated record. Gene Ontology annotation, molecular function: transmembrane transporter activity. Lineage: Eukaryota; Fungi; Ascomycota; Eurotiomycetes; Eurotiales; Aspergillaceae. Gene Ontology annotation, cellular component: membrane. Bases 1 to 1563 code for a protein of 520 amino acids.
AUGGACUCCACGAAAGACUGCUCGAAAAAGGCCACUUCAGCUACUGGUGCAGAAUUGAGCAAAGCGGACGAUUAUAUCGAUAACGGGGUUAUCCAGGAUCUCGGCUAUCAGCAAUCAUACAGGCGGGUAUUGAAGACAAUCGCCAGUGUAUGCUUGGUCAUUGCUUUGACAACCCCAUUGUCUGCCAUAUUGGUAUCUGCAUUUUACCAAGUGUCCUAUGGAGGGUAUUUUGGUCUCACGUGGGGGUGGAUCAUUCCCAGUAUAGUCCUCUUCCCGCAGGUCCUAGCCAUCUCAGAGCUAUGCUCCUCCAUGCCGGUGAACGGGGCCAUGUACUGGUGGACUGCAGCUCUGGCACCUGAAUCAUGGUCGCGAUGCUUGGGUUUCAUUUCGGGUUGGAUUAACUUGUUUGGCCUUUUCACUGGAGUUGCCAGUUUUGCAUAUGCUGUUGCCUCCGGCCUUGCGUAUUCAAUCCUGAUUGCGAGACCCGACUGGUCUUGCACAAACCCUAUGAUUAUGGCAAUGGCUCUGGGUGUCGUCGUGUUCUGGGUCGUCUCAAUGAUGCUACGACUUGAGAAUGUUACUCUCGCUUAUAUGAUUUGUGCUGUUGUUAUCCUCUGCCAUGUGAUCCUUUUUCUCAUCGCUCUGCCGGUGUCACAUGCCGUUCAAGGCAUGCCCUUUCCUUCUGCUAGGGUUGUGUUUGGAAGCUAUCAGAACUAUACAGAUUGGGAGCCUGCUGUUGCCGUUCCGUUCACCUGGUUCUGUGCAGCCUGGGUGAAUUCAAUCUGGAUGGCACCAGCGUUUGUUGUGGAAGAGACUCAUAGUCCUCGAACAAGUGCCCCCAAAGCCAUGAUCGGAUCCUACAUUUCGACAUGUGUCAUGGGUCUGUUUGUGACAAUCAUAAGCGCCUUUUGCAUCGCAGAUAUGGACAGCAUUGCUAUGGAUCCAUCAGGUUACCCACUCUAUCAAGUCCUCAUUGAUCACUGGGGCCAGCAGAAAAGUGCUGCUUUCCUCCUAUUCAUAGCUCCAUUCAGCACCUUCGGGGGCAGCGGCAUGCUUCUAACUUAUGGAACCCAAAUCGCUGCUUUUGCGCGGGAUGGAGGCCUCCCUUUUGCGAAACACCUCACAUACGUGAACCAGCGUCUCAGUCUUCCUAUUAACGCAGUCCUAGUCCUAGCAGCCGGGACGUCUCUCAUUCUCCUGAUUUCCCUCUCAACGUCAGCCAAAGAAAUUAUUUACUCUCUCACCGUACUCUGCGGUCUCAUCAAUGCUGCAAUACCGGUCGGAUUGCGCCUGUUCGCGGGUGAUCGCUGGGUUCCAGGCCCCUGGAACUAUGGCAGAUGGAGUAAGCCAAUACAUGCACUGGCUCUCAUUUCCCAGCUUUACUUCAUCAUCAUGGAGUCUUUUCCGCUCUACAAGAGCUGGGACAUUAACACUUUCAAUUACAAUUGGGCAGUUACUGUGUCAAUUAUCAUUAUAUCUUGCUUGCUUUAUGUUACAUGGGGAAAGAAAUUUCCAGGUAUUCCUCUGGAAGCACUUCACCGGUCGACUGCGGAAGAUAAUUAA